AUGAGAGUACUCAAGGAGGCUGCUGCUGCCACAAAGGAGUCAUCAGAGGCAAAAAUUCAAGAAUUAGAGGCAAAUCUUAAGAUUAGUCGAUUUGGCCUGGAAAGGUUCUCUAAAGAUAAUGCUCUUGUGAGAUUUUACACAGGUUUUCCAACUUAUGAUCACUUUAAGCUAUUUUUUGAACUUGUUAAACCAACUGCAGAAACAAUGGUUUAUGUGUAUGCUUCAGGAAUAGGUGCAAACAGGCCAGGAGUACGCAAGAUGCAACUGAUAGAUGAGCUUUUUUUAUUUUGUGUUCGAUUGAAGCUUGGUUUAUUUGAACUGGACUUUGCCCAGCGUUUUAGUUUGCAUGUUUCUAGUGUGAGUAGAAAAAUAACAACUUGGGCCAAUUUUUUGUACUUCUUUCUUGGCAAUCAGCCAAUAUGGCCAACUAGAGAGUGCAUUAAUGAACUUAUGCCAGAUAGCUUCAAAGAGCUGUAUCCAUCGACACGUGUCAUCAUUGACUGCACUGAAAUUUAUGUCCAAACCCCUUCUUCAUUGCUAUUACAGUCUCAGUUGUAUUCAUCGUACAAGUCUAGCACUACUUUAAAAGGUUUAAUUGGGAUUGCUCCUCAUGGGGCUAUCACAUUUGUUUCUAGCCUGUACACUGGUUCGAUAUCAGACAAAGAAAUAACUCGUUGUUCUGGCAUUUUGGAUCUUCUGGAGGCACAUGACAGUGUCAUGGCAGAUAAGGGAUUUGAUAUUGAAGAUCUUUUAAGCAGUAAACAAGUUUCUUUGAAUUUGCCACCCUUUCUUCAGAAUCAAACUCAAUUUUCAGCCCAGGAUGUUUUGGAAACAAAAACUAUUGCAAAAGUAAGAAUCCAUGUGGAACGUGCAAUAAGAAGGAUAAAGGAAUUUCAUAUAUUUGACUCUGACAUCUCAUUGUCUAUACUGGGAUCUGUCAAUCAACUGUAUACAGUUGCCUGUUUGUUGACUAACUUUCAAGGUGCACUGAUCAAAGACACAGAUGACAGUGAUACCACUAACAACUAA
This is a messenger RNA of Stylophora pistillata, 1029 nucleotides long. RefSeq lists its product as uncharacterized. NCBI's taxonomy places the organism in Eukaryota, Metazoa, Cnidaria, Anthozoa, Scleractinia, Pocilloporidae. The record is from RefSeq and is a predicted model, not a curated record.